AUGCAGUACGUCACAAGAGAGGCACCGGAGGAGGCGAGCCACGCGAGGAAGUUCCGGUAUCCGUUCGUCACGGUGGAGCUCCUCACGUGCGCGCCUAACCAGUUCCUCCAGGUGCUUGUGAAGGCAGAGAACAGCCAGGUCAUGGACACCUUGUGGUCGUUUAUGGAGGCGGACCCCCCCGCGGACGUCAACCCCGUGUUGGCUGGCUACUUCUCGCGCGCCGUGGCCGCCGUCCUGUCGAAGCACCCCGCCGAGCUGGCCGGCUACCUCCGCGCGCGGGGGGCCGAGGCCCUGCUCGACAGGUUCAUGGAGCGGCUGCACCUGAGGUCCCUGGCGGAGCUCUUCGCCAUCCUCGCCUGCGCCGAGGCGGAGGCCAACCUCGUGUUCCCCACCGAGGGCCUGGUCAAGCGGCUGCUCACGCAGUUCGCGAAGCCCAGCCCAGGGUGCGAGACACAGGAGCGCGUCACCUGCCUGAUCGACUUCAUGCUGGAGAAGAAGGACGCCAUCUGCUUCGCCGACGACCUCCUCAAGCAGCUCAUAUCCACCGACACCAUCAGCUUCCUCGUCGACCGCGUCUUCAGCAGCGAAUCUGGUGUCGUGAGCGCCGCCUGCAGCACCCUGUCCAGCAUCGUCGACCACUGCUACGUGAAGGACCAGAGCAACGCUUCCUUCCGGGCCAGCACCCCGCUCAUGUCCCCGGUCGCGCCGCCUCCGCCGCCGCCCGACCUCGGCGACGAGGGCGUCGUGAACGUGGGCGACGACCUCGUCAACGAGGCGGCCCCCCGCUCCCCGGGCUCGGCCUCCCCGAGCAGCGUGGGCAAGCUGGGCACGCCGUCGCAGACGUACCUGGAGGCCAUGGAGGGCGAUCUGAUGGGCGAGAUCUGCCGGCAUUUUCCUAGAAUUUGCGAGCUGUUGGACGCGGCCAUCGAGCGGCGCGCCACCCAGGCCAUGCCGAUCGGCACCGUGCCAGCGGCAGGCAACACGUGCAUCGUUGUCGUCAACCUUCUCGUGAUGUUAGCAAGGACGGGAAGUGCCACCGUCCUGGACGCCCUGUCCAAACAUGACCUCAUCCCGAGGUGCUUCGAGCUGUUCUUCCGACACCCCUGGAACAACCUGCUGCACAACGCGGUCCUCGAGCUGGUCACCAAGGUCCUGUCGGGCGUCUCGGAUGCCGUGCGCCCCACGCUGCUGGUGCACCUGCUCCGCGAGCGCGGGCUCUUGGAGCGCCUGGUCGCCGAGAUGCAGGCCGAGAAAGAGCACGGCCCGCCGGGCUCCGCGAGGCACGCCCGGGUCGGCUACAUGGGCCACCUGCACAUGCUGUGCCGCAAGCUCCUGGACUACCUGGUCCGCCACACCUCCCUCAACUCGGUCUUCAGCGAGGUCAGCGGCUGGACGGACACCAUCAUUCCAGCCAUGCACGAGCACAGUGCGAUCGUGAUCGCGGAGCUAGGAGCCCACGAGAGCGGCAUCCGCUGCUUCGUAUCCCUCAGGGGCGCUCGUGGCCGCGGCAAGGCGCAGUUCGAAGCCAUGGCCAGGAUGGGCCCCGCGGGAGGCCCCGCGGGCGGCUCCCAGGCCGCCGAGGCGCGGAGAGGCCUCGGCCUCGAGGAGGAGGAGGUCGCGGAGAUCACGCGGCUGAUCCGCGCACAGAUGGCCAUCUUCGCCCGCAGUUUGAGCGGCGUGCAGCAGCAGGUGGCCGAGAUGGCGACCGCGCUGUCUGGAAGGACGGAGGAGCUCAGAGACCUGAUCAGGCAGGAGCUCCGCAGCCAGCGCGCGGGCCUCGCCGACCCGCGGCUUGCGGCGGCGCAGGACGCCCAGGCCGCGCUGGUCCCGCGCGUGCAGGAGCUUGAGCAGGCCUUCGCGCAGCAUGCGGACGCGCUGGCAGCCACUGAGCGCCGGCUGGAGAGGCGAUGCAGCGACAUCGACCAGCAGCUGCAGCGCAGCAGCCCGGCGCUCGCCAGAGACGGCGCGCCGCCGCUGGGGCCCUGCGGUUCCCCGGCGCCGUGCUUCGGGUGGUCUCCGGCGGAGCAGCCCGCGGCGGACGAGAGGUCCGCCAUCCGCGCCCAUUACACCUCCAUACGCGACUCCCUGGAGUUCAUCCGGCGGACGAUGGGAGACGCGCCCGCCAGGCUCUCCGGCGAGCUGGACAGCGCCCGCGACAUGCUGGAGGCGGGCCUCGGCCAGCGGGACGCCCGGGGCGGCGGCCAGGGCGACCUCGAGGCAGCCGAGAGGCUCUCGCGGCUCCAGGCGAUGAUAGCCGAGCAGUUCGAGGGGCUGGCGGACAAAAUGGCGCUACCUCGGCGACUGGAGCGGGUCGAGCACAGCCUGUCCACGGUCGGCAUGGAGCAGAGGGGCAUCAAGGAAACGACGCGAUGCAAGGGCGAUCGAGUCCCUGGCGGAGAAGAUGGCUUGCGAGCUGGAGAUGGUGAAGGGCCAGCUGAGAGGCUGACGGUGGCGAGGCCGCGCCUGGCAGGCCGUGCGUGCCAUGAGCCGGGCGGGCUGGGCGAUGUCCGCACAUCGCGCGGUGUCCUCCCACCCUUGAGUCGGGCCCGUCCCUCUACAGACGGCCUCCUCCUCCUCGCUGCCCCUCCCUCGCUCGCCGCCGAUGGUCCUCGUGCCCGCCACGCCUCUCCUGCUUAA
Messenger RNA from Prorocentrum cordatum, 2637 nucleotides. NCBI's taxonomy places the organism in Eukaryota, Dinophyceae, Prorocentrales, Prorocentraceae. The record is from the annotation of a GenBank genome assembly.